AUGCUGACGACGACGCGGUGCCAACUGCCGCCACGCAAACCGGCACGCCAUCAACAAGCGGUGCUUCAACUCCAAACUCCGUUUGGCGGCAUCCAGGAGGUGCUGCGGGAAUUCUCGAGCGAUGAAAUCCAGGCCAUGACGCAGGACUUCGGGAGCAUGAUAGGCCGAGGCGGCUCCGCCCAGGUCUUCCGAGGGAACCUCGACGACGGCACGGCCGUCGCCGUCAAGCGGAUCAACAACCACGGUGGGCGCACCGUGGCCAGCGAGGACUUCCGGAGAGAGCUGUCCACCAUCGCCAACGUGCACCACCGCAGCCUGGUGCGCCUCCUCGGCUACUGCCUCCAGCACGGCGGGGGAGGCCUCUACCUGGUCUACCCCUUCUUCGAGAACGGGUCGCUGGACAAGUGGCUCUUCCACAGAACUGAGGAGCAGAGGCGCCUCAUGACGUGGCCCAAGAGGUUCUGCACCGCCGUCGACGUCGCCAGGGCGCUCGCGUACCUCCACAACGAGUGCCACCGGCGGAUCCUGCACCUCGACGUCAAGCCGGGCAACAUCCUGCUCGACGGCGACCUCCGCGCUCACGUCUCCGACUUCGGCAUCUCCCUGUCCAUCACCCGGGGCCUCAACAGCGUCAUCAACACGCGCGGGAGGGGCACGUUAGGGUACAUGGCGCCGGAGAUGCUCGUCAACUCGGUGUCCGACAGGUCCGAUGUGUUCAGCUACGGCAAGACGCUUCUCGAGCUCGUCGGCGGGCGCCCGAACUACGUUGCCCCGCCGGUCCCGUCAGCAGACGAUGCUUCAUCAUCAGCCACGCCGGACCUCAAGCAGGACUACUUCCCGUAUAUCGUGAGGGAUAUAAUGACGCGAGGCGAGCUCCUGAAGGCGGUGGACACGGCCAUGGCGCAUGAUGGUGUGGACGAGGAGGAGGUGAAGACUGUGGUGGAGGUGGCGCUCUGCUGCAUCCAGGAACAGCCGGACAAGAGGCCCAGGAUGCAAGAUGUUGUGGAUAUGCUCGAAGGGCGAGUCUCCGUUAAUCUCCCGCCGGAGAUAUUUUAG
Molecule: messenger RNA, 1056 nt
Organism: Miscanthus lutarioriparius
Lineage: Eukaryota; Viridiplantae; Streptophyta; Magnoliopsida; Poales; Poaceae
Source: the annotation of a GenBank genome assembly